AUGGAAGCGUUCAGAGACGCUGUGCGUAGGGUCAUGAGCAGGUCGUCUGACGAUCAACAGAUGGACUGCGUGCUCAUGGCGUCCGUCCAGAAGCAGCUGACCGAAGUCGCGGACGCCGUAGCCUCGGUCUGGCCACUGGCUGAACUGUCAGACCCAGAGAGACGCGAGUGCGCUAAGACUUCGGCCGUAAGACGAUUUCCGGCGAGAAGCAUCGUCUACGAUGACGUUCGCAACGCCAUCGAGGCAAACGCUUACUUCAUGCUCGAAGGACGGUGUACUUGCAUGCAGCGACUCCGGGUCCGUAAGACGACAGAAUAUGGCCGCAACCGUUUCAAGCUGAUCCGUGACCUUGGCGGUGACGGCCAAUCACAUCCGGACCUACAGAAAAACGUACAGACGGUCUACGUGAAGAUGACAGAUCUACGACCGGGUUCGGUUUUUGGCCUAGGUGAAAGGCGGUCGGGGCGAAUAGUGAUGGCCACGGCCGAUGUCAAGUGUUUGCUGGUCCCUUUGGCAUUCCUCGCCAAGCACAACGCGUCCAACAUCUGGGGCCGGACUGUGUGCUCCCUGAACAGUACCAACCCGACGGCCGAACAGUCGUUCCGGAAGUUAGUCGUGGAAAACAGAUGGGCAGAGUACAAGAAGUCGUUAGCAGACGACUUGUUCCGGAAACGCCGACCAUAG
Molecule: messenger RNA, 684 nt
Organism: Macrosiphum euphorbiae (potato aphid)
Lineage: Eukaryota; Metazoa; Arthropoda; Insecta; Hemiptera; Aphididae
Source: the annotation of a GenBank genome assembly